Caretta caretta (loggerhead turtle) is the source of this 1510-nucleotide messenger RNA. RefSeq names its product DnaJ heat shock protein family (Hsp40) member A1 (gene DNAJA1). Gene Ontology annotation, molecular function: ATP binding; Hsp70 protein binding. Lineage: Eukaryota; Metazoa; Chordata; Testudines; Cheloniidae. The record is from RefSeq and is a predicted model, not a curated record. Gene Ontology annotation, biological process: response to heat; protein folding.
GGACUUCCGGGGCGAGGCUUCGCCAGCGACAAAACUCCCCGGAUGCGUUGCGGCAGAGACCGGCUUGGAAAGAACUUUCUAGAACAGCCAGGCGCGGCGAGCGCAGCCGAGACCGGAGCCCGCCCAGCCCCCGCCGCCGGCCGCCCGCCAUGGUGAAGGAGACCACGUACUACGACGUGCUGGGGGUGAAGCCCGGCGCGUCGCAGGAGGAGCUGAAGAAGGCCUACCGCAAGCUGGCGCUGAAAUACCACCCGGACAAGAACCCCAACGAGGGCGAGAAGUUCAAGCAGAUUUCCCAGGCCUAUGAAGUACUCUCUGAUCCCAAGAAGAGGGACUUGUACGACAAAGGUGGCGAACAGGCUAUUAAAGAGGGUGGUACUGGCAGUGGUUUCGGGUCACCCAUGGAUAUUUUUGAUAUGUUCUUUGGAGGAGGCGGAAGAAUGCAGAGAGAGAGGAGAGGUAAAAAUGUUGUUCAUCAGUUGUCAGUAACUUUGGAAGACUUAUAUAAUGGUGCAACAAGAAAACUGGCUCUGCAGAAGAAUGUGAUCUGUGACAAAUGUGAAGGCCGAGGUGGUAAGAAAGGUGCAGUAGAAUGCUGUCCCAAUUGCAGAGGUACAGGCAUGCAAAUACGAAUUCACCAGAUAGGACCAGGAAUGGUUCAGCAAAUCCAGUCUGUGUGCAUGGAAUGCCAGGGACAUGGGGAGCGUAUCAGUCCUAAGGACAGGUGUAAAAGCUGCAUUGGAAGGAAGAUUGUUCGAGAGAAGAAGAUUCUAGAAGUUCAUAUUGAUAAAGGAAUGAAGGAUGGUCAGAAGAUAACAUUCCAUGGGGAAGGGGACCAAGAACCAGGACUAGAGCCAGGAGACAUCAUUAUUGUCUUGGAUCAAAAAGACCAUUCUACAUUUACAAGGCGAGGUGAAGACCUGUUCAUGUCCAUGGACAUACAGCUGGUUGAGGCACUGUGUGGCUUUCAGAAACCUAUUGCAACGCUGGAUAACAGAACUAUAAUUAUUACGUCUCAUCCUGGUCAGAUCGUCAAGCAUGGAGAUAUCAAAUGUGUGCUGAACGAGGGUAUGCCAAUUUAUCGCAGACCGUAUGAAAAAGGGCGCCUGAUCAUGGAGUUCAAGGUAAACUUCCCAGAGUGUGGCUUCCUCUCUUCUGAUAAGCUCUGUCUAUUGGAAAAACUUCUACCUGCAAGGAAGGAAGUGGAAGAAACUGAAGAAAUGGAUCAGGUAGAGCUGGUGGACUUUGACCCUUCUCAAGAAAGAAGACAGCACUACAAUGGAGAAGCCUAUGAAGACGAUGAGCAUCAUCCUAGAGGUGGUGUUCAGUGUCAGACAUCUUAAAAUGGCCAGUGAAUAACCAUUGUGAUGCUUGUUUUGUAUGCAUUAGUGGGUGAGUGAAGACCUACAGGCAGCUCACUCGCUCCUUGCUAUUGUUUUUGUUUUAAUAUUCAACCAUAGUUGUGUUUUUUUAAAACAAGUUAAUGAAUAAAAUCAAUAUUAGAAAACCA